This is a messenger RNA of Blepharisma stoltei, 1327 nucleotides long. The record is from the annotation of a GenBank genome assembly. Lineage: Eukaryota; Ciliophora; Heterotrichea; Heterotrichida; Blepharismidae.
AUGUCACUAUUUAAAACACCAUUUAGUGCCUAUUCGUUAGCUUUUAGCCCAUAUGAGCAAGACAAAGUAGCAGUUGCAACCUCUCAGCACUUUGGGGUAGCAGGAAAUGGGGCACUUCAUGUAUUACAGCUUGGGGUUCCUUUUAUGAGAGAAAUAUAUAGAGCAAAUACUCAAGAUAACUUGUUUGAUGUAUGCUGGCUUGAAGGGAAUGAACAUCAGAUAUUGGUAGCGUCAGGAGAUGGGUCGGUGAAGUUAUAUGACUUGGCUUAUCCACAGCCGAUUUUAAAUCUGGUGCAGCAUACUGCAGAAGUAUUUUCAGUCCACUCGAAUUAUAUACCUAUUUAUAGGGAAUAUCUAUUUAAUUGUGUGAAUAUAGUCCUUAUUUAUGUAAAAUACUAAAAAGAUAGCUUCCUAUAGAUAUAUAAUUGCUAAUUAUCAAAAAUACCAAUUCACUAAACAAAUUGUAUCAGGGUCCUAUGAUGCAUCCGCAAAAGUAUGAGACUUAGUCACUGGUGUGUGCACCCACAACUUUGCAGAGCAUUCUUCACAUGUGUACUCCACUAUAUGAAAUCCAAGAAUGUAAUUGCUAGCCUCCCACUUCAAGAGCGAGUAAGGUUUGUUGCUGUUCUUAAAUGGAUUAAUUUUUAUCAAUUCUAAAACAUCCAAAUAUUCGAAAAGUAAAUCUAAUUUGGUUUAUAAAAGUGCGAAGUGUCUAAAAUUUAAUAGAAUUAGUUAUAUAUAAAGCAUUUCAUGUGGAAAAUUUUAUAUUAAUCACCUUUCACUAACACAAAAAUAGUUUGGCUCACCCUUAAAGUUGGGAGUAAGCAGCCCUUUUCACUUUUUAUCUUCAAGCGGAGAUCGAACUGCCAAAAUCUGGGAUACCAGACAGCCUCAAUCAGUUUUAACAGUGCUUGGGCAUGCAGGCGAUGUGCUUUCAUGUGAUUGGGACAAGUACUCUGAAUGCUUUGCAACAGCUUCUACAGAUCAAUCAAUUUCAAUUUGGGUAAAAAUAACUUAGGACCCUAGAAAUACUCAAAGAGCAAUGAUUAUACUAACAGGCCAUUCCCUAGGAAUCAGAAAAGUCAAAUAUUCCCCAUUCUAUGGGAAUAUCCUCGUAUCUGCUUCAUACGACAUGUCAGUCUGCGUCUGAAAUUUAGCAAAUCCAAGCGCCCCUCUAAUUAGACACAUGCAUCAUACAGAAUUCGCCUCUGGGGUCGAUUGGAAUUUAUUUAACGACAAGUAAGAAAUAUGCAGAUUAAUGGGAUCUUGUGGGUGGGAUGGAAAAGUCUGUGUGUGGGACUAUGAUAAGCCAGCUCCUCAAGUUUAA